This is a messenger RNA of Microthlaspi erraticum, 1230 nucleotides long. The record is from the annotation of a GenBank genome assembly. Lineage: Eukaryota; Viridiplantae; Streptophyta; Magnoliopsida; Brassicales; Brassicaceae.
AUGGAGACUCGUAAUUAUGGCCGCUGGUCGGAGCUCCCUACGGACAUGUUGACAUCUCUAUUGGAACGUUUGAGUGUUGUGGAUUUCCAGCGUUCUAAGUUGGUGUGUUCAAAUUGGUAUUUGUGCUCGAAACAAACGGUCCGGCCAAAACACGGACCUCCAUUGCUGAUGCUGUCUCUAGAAGAGGAUGGUUGCGUACUGUACAGCCCAGACGAAGAUAGGGUUUACGAGACGACGACCAAUAGUGACUUUUUAGGGUAUCGAUUCCUUGCAAGCUCAGGUAAGUGGUUCCUUGUGGGAGAUUCCCUAUCAAAACUCUAUAUUAUAGAUGUGUUUAGCGAGGAGAGGAUCGAUCUUCCACCUCUAGAGUCAACCGAGGGUGGCCCUUUUAGACUUGAGCGAAAAGGAGCUAAGGAAUUCAACGAGGAAUCAGUAAUUAUUAAUGGUUGCAACACUUGUAGAAUUGUUGACCACGAGGAUCUGAGAGGUGUUUUGUGGGUAGACGACAAGAAUGGAGACUACGUUGUUGUCUGGCAAUUUGGUGGCAGUGACGAAUAUUUAGGGUUUUGCAAGAAAGGGGAUGAUCGUUACCGUGAGAUUCCAACACGGAUCGGUGUACAAGGCCUAGAUGAUAUGGUACUCAAAGGUUACAAUCUUUACGUCCUUACGAGCCGUCAUUACAUUCGACACCUAGAUUUGUCUAGACAAGAUGGUUUCAAAGAUGUGUCCGAGAACCAUAUGUUUCCAUUGAGGCUGCCAAAUGUGAGUUGGGAUGAAUAUGCUAGACUAAGAGCAAAUAAGGUAAUCUCAAGCAACCGUUGCAUUGCUGUUACAACAUCAGGAGAGGUUUUGUAUGUCAUUACCAUAGCUUGCGAGACGUCAAUGAUCUUCCACGUGUACAAGAGGGAUCCUAAGGAUCUAGACCCGAAUACACACGACACAAGGCUUGUUCACGUAGAUUCUCUAGGUGAUGAAGCGCUGUUUCUUGAUUUGGGUAUCACCGUGAAAGUGGCUGCUGACCAUACUCUUGGUAUUGAGCCAAACUCCAUCUAUUUCACACGUGGUGACCGUAUCCGUCGCAAGAAAGUUACAUGCCUCGAUUUAUGUGUGUACAAUCUUGCAACAAAGACCAUCAUCAAUGAUUACCAAAACAAAACAAAGACCAUCAAACGCUUCCUCGGUCUCUGCAAUUUAAACGUCAAGGAUGCUCAGUGGUUUCUCCCUCGGUGA